ACGCCGCGACGCUUCUACCGCUCUCCCGCUAGUGCCGGGACGUCGUGUCGCCGCGUCGCAUCCCGGUGCUGACACCGGCCUGGCUCCUUCAUAAUGCUGCUACGAUACGCGACACCCUAGUGAAGUGCCUAUGAUAGUGUAGUGUUAUCUUUGGGAUCUGUUCAGUGACAAAAGUUCGACUUCAAAAGAAAGUUUUGAAGUUGCGCGGGAAAAGUUUUAUCUGGCAGCAGCAGCAUCAAGGACACGUCGGCAGGCGGCCGGCGCUGCAGACUGACAGAGAGCGAUGCCUGCGCGCCGCCGCUACUCGACACCAGGCGAGCGCGCGGCCUGAACGCAGGAUGCGGGCGACAUGAGCCGCAACGAGUCGGCCGAGGGCUGCGACUCGGACGUGGGCGUAGAGCCCGGCGACCAGCUGUUCCGCUUCGUGGUGCAUGGCGUGCUGCUCAAUGGCAUCGGCGCCGCCGGCCUGCUGGGCAACGCGCUCUCCGUGCUCGUGCUGUCGCGGCCGCAGAUGCGGUCCUCCGUCAACUGCCUGCUAGUAGGGCUGGCAGCCUGCGACACGGUGCUCAUCCUCACCUCCGUGCUGCUGUUCGGGCUCACCGCCGUGUUCCCGUACACGGGCCACAUGCGCUACUACUACUACCACGUGUGCCCACACAUCACGCCCUAUGCUUACCCUAUCGCCAACGCCGCGCAGACCAUGUCGGUGUACCUCACGCUGAUCGUGACCAUCGAGCGGUGGGUGGCGGUGUGCCAUCCGUUCCGGGCGAAGGCGCUAUGCACGUCGUCACGUGCGCGCUGGUACGUCUUGGGGACGGCCGCUUUCGCACUCGCAUACAAUGCUCCCAAGUUCUUCGAAGCAGAGGUGAUACAGCGCUUCGUGGACGGCGAGCUUGUCUACUGCGUCACUGCAGACCUGACGUUCCGCACAGAGUCCUACAUCGUGGUCUACAUCCACUCCUUGUACAUGAUCGUGAUGUACAUUGUGCCGUUCUCGGCACUGGCGGCACUCAACGCUUGCAUCGUGCGGCAGGUACGGCGAGCGCAAGCAGAGCGCGCGCGACUCUCCCGGGUGCAGCGCCGAGAGCUCGGCCUGGCUACCAUGCUGUUGGUAGUCGUACUAGUGUUCUUCCUCUGUAACCUUCUACCACUCGUCACCAACUCGUUCGAAGUGUUUCUGGGGGACCAAUUCGACAAGCUGGACCCGCUCGUCAAGACCAGUAACCUUCUGGUUACCAUCAACAGCAGCGUCAACUUCGUCAUCUACGUUAUAUUUGGCGAGAAGUUCAAGCGCGUGUUCCUCAAGAUGUUCUGCGCGGGAGGCAUGCGUCGGUGGACAGGCACGCGUGACUCGCCGGAACAUACGCGCGACGACUCGUUCGCGUCGUGCGGCGAGCGCGUGUCGCUGCGGUUGGCGCGCAACGGCACGCUGCGGCGGUCGGAGCGCGGUUCCCGGGGCGCGGGCCGCGCGCGCCGGGCGCCCUCGCCGGCGCCCACCGUGUACUACCCGGCGCCCGUCACGGACGUGUCCAGUGCCUCGGACACGCGUUGGAGCGGCUCUGGCCGCGCUCACUUCUAACAGCGGCGCCCGACACAUGUUAUACUUGCUAGUGGUUCCUUGAGAAACUGUACAUUCGUGUAAAUAUCGCCGACCCAAGCGCCAUAUUUGCAUACACGAUGUGAAUGAUAAUUAAGUUUUUGUAAAUAUUUUAGUUAAUAUUGUUAUCGAAUACUUAGUACGGGGUAGGGAUGCCCUGAGGGCGGCUCUUGCACCCGUGCUCUGUAAAUAAAAGAUCAUUUGAUGUC
Spodoptera litura is the source of this 1806-nucleotide messenger RNA. It is a transcript of the gene FMRFaR, whose product is annotated as FMRFamide receptor. The record is from RefSeq and is a predicted model, not a curated record. Gene Ontology annotation, biological process: G protein-coupled receptor signaling pathway. Gene Ontology annotation, cellular component: membrane. Gene Ontology annotation, molecular function: G protein-coupled receptor activity. NCBI's taxonomy places the organism in Eukaryota, Metazoa, Arthropoda, Insecta, Lepidoptera, Noctuidae.